AUGACGUGUGAGUCAUUCACAAAUUAUAUCGACGAGAAACCAAAUUUUGAGAUAUUGGAAAUUAAUUUCAAAAUUCAACAAUCUAACGAAAUCGAGUCAACUGCUAGCAGAGUAAUUAACUUCUCAUCAAAUGACUCAUCAACAAAGACUAAAACAUCAACACGAGUGGACAACCACACUUCUAACAGUACAUCCUCUUCCAAUAUUACAUCCACUUUAAACACUCCAUCUACUUCUAACACUCCAUCUACUUCCGACAUUCCAUCCACUUCCAAUAUUCCAUCCAGUUCCAAUAUUCCAUCUACUUCAAGUGAUUUUAGCGUUAGUGUUGAGAUUCCGGUAGAUACAGAAGCCGAUAGUCCUGUAAGAGAAAAUAAACGUAGAAGAGUGGAGCGAAUUCUGAGCAGUGAUGAGGAAAGCGAUUAUACAAGUAUAAGUCUUGCUAGAAAAUACAACACUCCUAUUCAAGACACUUUGAAGGCCAAAAUCAGUUUAAUCGAAAAAGAGCUAAUUGCAGCAAUUGAGGGCCGCGACUCUGGUCUCAUUGGGCCUGAGAUUCAAAAAAAGAUUAACGACUUGAAAAAGAAUCUUGAGGAAAAUAAAAAACUACUUACAAAAAAGGAAAACAAAGCAAAACUCGCACGAAAAUAUAGAUUACAGAGAAAACAGGCACUCAGUAUAAUUAAAACAGAAAAUCCCGAUGUAGCUAAAGCUUUACAUAUUCGAGAAACACCAGGCAGACCCCGACUCGAAGACGACCAGCCAGAACUAUUGAAAGCAAUUAUUGACAUCGCGAUGUUCGGAGGAGCUGCUGACAAUCGUCGACGAACAGAGCUAGUUCAGAGUUGCAAAACCUUGGAGGACUUACACAUUGAACUGCAAGCACAAGGUUUUAAUUUAUCGAAAGGUGGUGUCUAUUUGAGACUUCUUCCUCGGAACUCUCGUACAGCGGAGGGUAUGAGGCACGUCACUACUGUACCAGUAAAGCUUUGUCGUGCUCAAACAGAUGGACGAAAAGGACAUCGUGAUGGAAAAUUUUGUACAGCAUCUAUAAAGUCUGUGGAACAACUGAUUUCAAUAUUAGGCCCUAGGCAAGUCGCCAUCAUCUCUCAAGAUGAUAAGAGUAGAGUGCCUCUAGGCCUGACUGCUGCAAAGAAGCAGGCACCUAUUCUGAUGCACUUGGAGUACAAAGUGACAUUACCAGAUCAUGACUGGGUGGUAGCACCCAGUCAUAAGUUAAUUCCAAGUGUCUAUGCGGGAAUUAAGGUAGAGAACGGCAAGAUUGGCGAUCCAAAAUCUGUCACAUAUUCAGGACCUACGUAUAUUGCGAUUCGCAGUGCUAAACAUUGCUCCAGCACUGCAGAAUCACACGCAUUUGAUUUUCAGAAGCUUGUACAUUUAGAAUGUUUUAGAGAUAUAAUUUACGACGGAGAACAAGUAAAGCCUGUCCUAGUGAUCAUGUCCGACGGUGGACCGGAUGAAAAUCCACGCUACCAGAAAGUGAUUGAGUAUGCAGUAAAUCAUUUUAUUAUGUACAAUCUAGAUGCACUGUUUAUAAUUACGAAUGCUCCUGGGCGAAGUGCGUAUAAUCGCGUAGAAAGACGUAUGGCUCCGUUGAGUCGGGAACUGUCUGGUCUAAUACUACCUCACGACCAUUUUGGCUCGCACCUCAAUAAUAGUUCUGUAGUAGUAGACAAAGAGCUUGAAUUAAAAAAUUUUGAAUUCGCUGGGGAGACUCUUGCGGACGUAUGGAGCAAAUUGAUAAUUGACGGGUCUCCAGUAAUCGCAGAAUAUGUCAAGCCGGAGUGUUUUGCUGAAAAGCCAAAUAUUUUAUCACCCGAAUGGUACUAUUUACAUGUACAGGAGAGUCAAUACUUCCUGCAGAUAGUCAAAUGCGCUGAUCGAAACUGCUGUGGAGAUUGGAGGAGCAACAUAAAAGAUGUUCUUCCAACGAGUAAUGGUUUCUUACCACCUCCUUUUCCAUUACGCAGGAAUGAUCAAGGAAUAGUUAUCAUUCCAAAUCCAGAUGACGUUAAAGAUAGUGAUAGUUUUCCUGAUCUUUGUCUUCGCCAAUCGGUUGGACUAAAACCUGUUACUACAACGGGUUCAAGUAUCCCUUACGAUUUUUACUGCCCUUCAGUGCGUAACGAGAUCGAAGGAAGAACGUGUGAUUUUUGUCAAGCAUAUUUUGCAUCAAAAAAGCAAAAGGCCAUACAUAGUAAGGCGAUACAUGGCUGCAACAUUACUGACAAACAGCGUGCAAAAAAAUUAAUAUCAAAGCGGGGCACAGAAUUACUGUGUGAGCUUGACAUUUUAGAACCCGUAGUAGAAUGGAUUGAAGAAAAUGACGUAGAAAUAGUUACACGUGAAGUACCUGAAGUUCAGAUAGACGAAAAUGUAUUUCCAGUUAUAAACAACUUACAUGAUUGGCUAGUCUCGCCAUUUGAAGACGAUGAUCUCUAACAAAUGAAAAUUUGUU
Messenger RNA from Leptopilina heterotoma, 2479 nucleotides. RefSeq lists its product as uncharacterized. The record is from RefSeq and is a predicted model, not a curated record. NCBI's taxonomy places the organism in Eukaryota, Metazoa, Arthropoda, Insecta, Hymenoptera, Figitidae. The transcript has 9 exons. Bases 1 to 2463 code for a protein of 820 amino acids.